Molecule: messenger RNA, 1008 nt
Organism: Coffea eugenioides
Lineage: Eukaryota; Viridiplantae; Streptophyta; Magnoliopsida; Gentianales; Rubiaceae
Product: probable phosphopantothenoylcysteine decarboxylase
Exons: 3
Coding region: 142-777 (211 amino acids)
Biological process (GO): coenzyme A biosynthetic process
Cellular component (GO): phosphopantothenoylcysteine decarboxylase complex
Molecular function (GO): FMN binding; phosphopantothenoylcysteine decarboxylase activity
Source: RefSeq, a predicted model, not a curated record
AAGCGACGUUGUUUGCAAUUUGAAAUUUGAAGAAAAAAGUGGUGCAUUUUACAGUCUGAAUAGAGUAUUCCGCUCCUCCCUUGCCGGAUCACGACGUCGCUCCUUCCGCCGGAACUGAAUCUGCUUCAUCCUCUACCGGUUAUGGAAAAUGCGGAGUCAUUAAAAUUGGGUAUGGAAAUUGAGGGUAACAGUUCUUCGAGGAAACCUCGAGUCCUACUGGCUGCAAGUGGAAGUGUGGCUGCAAUAAAGUUUGCAAACCUUUGUCAUUGUUUUGUUGAAUGGGCAGAAGUUAAAGCAGUUGCUACAAAGGCUUCUAUGCAUUUUAUAGAUAAAGUGGCACUUCCUAAGGAUGUGACUCUGUACAGAGAUGAGGAUGAAUGGUCGACAUGGAAUAAGAUAGGAGAUAGUGUGUUGCAUAUUGAACUCCGUAGUUGGGCUGAUAUUAUGAUCAUUGCGCCUUUGUCGGCCAACACACUUGGAAAGAUUGCAGGAGGUUUGUGUGAUAACUUGCUUACCUGCAUUGUGCGAGCAUGGGAUUAUAGUAAGCCACUUUUUGUAGCUCCUGCAAUGAACACUUUUAUGUGGAACAACCCUUUUACAGAACGGCAUCUUCUGUUAAUUGAUGACCUGGGGAUCAAUCUUAUCCCACCUGUAACCAAGAGGCUAGCUUGUGGAGACUAUGGGAAUGGCGCAAUGGCUGAACCUUCUCUCAUCUUCUCAACUGUAAGGCUCUUCUUGGAAUCCCAGGGUCAAUCAAGCAAUGGCAAUGUCCAGUGAUUACCAAAUCACAAUGUUGUUGCCGAAAUAAAGUUUGAUACUGAGUGGACACAUGUUAUUAACCCAACACGCUUUAGAUGUGUGUGUGUUUUUUUUUUUUUUUAACUGAUCACUAACCUUGUAAUUCAGAUUUUUUUGGUUAAUCCUGCAGCAUAGAAAUGACCUACUUGAAAUAGUGUUUUUAUAACUAUUCUCAUAUUUCAAAGCUUGAAUUUCCUGAUUCAUUUUGUA